AUGUCACUCACUGAGCGAGUGAGUGAGGCAAUGAGUGAGCCGAUGACGAGUGCGAGGACGAGCCGCGGGGCGGGCGGCGCGGGGGGAGGGGCGUGGCCGCGCACGGAUUGGACGCCGCAUGCAAAUGCGCCUCUCGGCCUGCGCCGGCGCAGACUCCGCGCUUACAGCGAGAUCAUUGUUCGUCACAAAAACAGCGGAGGCUCGUUUGUCGGGAACAUGAGGAUGAGCGCAAAAAAGGAAACGCGCAUAACAAGAAAUGACAAAAACUACCGACCGACGUUUUUAUAUAGAAUAGAGAUCCAGAGACUGACUACUGACGAGGACCUGCUGCUCCUGGCGGUACAUCGAUAUAUGUUUUUUAUAGCACAAAAACUCGCCUCGCGAAUACUGAGUGUGUCCAAACAAAAUACACAUAAAUAUAAAGUAGAUGACACCACCCGGUCCUGUGAGCGAGCUCGGACCCCCCCCCCCUCCACUAUGAGGAGAGGAGGGAGGGAAGGAUGUGGUCCGUCCAAGGCGCCGAGUCAAUUGCCAACGAGACCAUUACUUUUGAAUCGCAUUUACAUUGAAUGCAAUGCUCCGACGAUCCGAUUGUUGGACUCGACGCACAAUUAA
Messenger RNA from Danaus chrysippus (African queen), 615 nucleotides. NCBI's taxonomy places the organism in Eukaryota, Metazoa, Arthropoda, Insecta, Lepidoptera, Nymphalidae. The record is from the annotation of a GenBank genome assembly.